Dissoconium aciculare CBS 342.82 is the source of this 1764-nucleotide messenger RNA. RefSeq names its product glycosyltransferase family 2 protein. Bases 119 to 1486 code for a protein of 455 amino acids. The record is from RefSeq and is a predicted model, not a curated record. The transcript has 4 exons. Lineage: Eukaryota; Fungi; Ascomycota; Dothideomycetes; Mycosphaerellales; Dissoconiaceae.
CUUUGUUUUCAAUUUGGUUUCAUGCAUGCUUCACGUUGAGCCCACCAUUCGAGUCCAUCUAUUGUCAGUUCUGCUCUAUUGAACCCUCUGGCGUCACACUCGUUCCCAGCGUUGCAAUAUGAUCACCUGGCUCCAUGUUGCCAUUUUUGCUUGGUUAUUUCGCUACAUCCGUUUGAUUGUCAACUGUAUCUCACAUUGGACGUUUCGACCGAUCCCCAUCCCGGACGAGCCGUCAUAUUCCUCACAAGAUGUCACCAUCAUUCUGCCAACCAUUGCCACAGGGGGAGAUGAAUUGGCGAGGACGCUACGCAGCUGCGUUCAGUCCGAUCCUCACGAGAUUCUCCUGGUGACGGUAGACGCGAACGUGGAAAGGCUCAGCCAGCUGGCAAAUCAGAUCUCUCGCAAGAAGAUCCGCAUUCUGAGUGUUGGGAAAGCCAACAAACGGAGGCAGAUGUGCCGUGCCAUCCCCGAGGUGACCACACGCAUCACCAUCUUCGUUGAUGAUGAUGUUAUUUGGCCAACCAAGGUGUUGCCGUGGAUCCUGGCACCUUUCGAGGAUGAUCGAAUGGGUGGAGUCGGGACUUCACAGCGAUUGCGAAGGCCUGAGGGAUCUCCGACGAUUCUCAAGAAUGUAUGGAGCUUCCUCGGAGCUGCUUACCUGGAGCGACGCAAUUUCGACUGUUCAGCCUGUCUGCACAUCGACGGUGGCCUGCCAUGUCUUUCUGGUCGCACAGUGGCCUAUCGGAGCUGCAUUCUGCAGGACCCUGCCUUCACGCACGGUUUCGCAAAUGAAGUCUGGCGGUCAUGCCAGCUCAACGCCGAUGAUGAUAAUUUCAUCACGCGCUGGGUGUACUCGCACAAAUGGAAGAUUACCAUGCAGUACCACCGCGAAGCCGAGGUUUUGACAACACUGGAAGACAGCCCAAAAUACCUCAGCCAAUGCUUGCGCUGGGUGCGAAGCAAUUGGCGGAGCAAUCUGACGAGCAUGUUCGUGGAACGACAUUACUGGUGGACGCAACCUUGGAGCACGUACUCUGUGCUGCAGACCACCAUUACCGCCUGGGCCUUUGUAUACGAUGUGUUUGUUUUCAGCGCCUGGUAUCAGGCAUCGACAUCCUGGCCGCACGAAAAUCGGGUCCAGCUGUGGGUAUUUUUGUUCACGUGGACUUUCGUCUUCAGUAAGACCGUCAAGCUGUGGGGACAUUUCUUGCGAUACCCUGUGGACGUUGUUUUUAUUCCUGUUUAUAUCUCGUUCGGAUAUUUUCAUGGCCUGAUCAAAUUAUAUGGUCUCUUCACAUUGAGCGAGACCACAUGGGGCAGCAGAGCUGGCGCCGAUGAAGACGAUCGAAUGCGUAUGAUUCGAUUGCCGCGUUACGGCAGCGCUGUGCCUGACGGAGGCAAAUCCGAAAUGUUCGACUACGCGCAGGAUUCGCCGGCUCUGGAUGACGACCAGCUCCCUGCUUACGACCUUCACGAUCAACGCUGAUGAUGACGAUACGACUGCUUUGCUUUCACACACUUUUUUUCCCUUCUACAACGUCACGAUUGACGACACUCUUGAUCCCGAUUCAUAUCAUGCUUCUGGAAUGACACCCACCAAGCGAUAUGUUCCUCACAUCGGGAAUCACUUGCACUCUUGGUUGAUCACUUUAUCAUCGACAAUGACCAUCGUGCUUCUCGUUCGAGACCAUCUUUUCACCUGGUGGCAUGCCAUGCAGUUCUACUCACGGCUGGGCCAAUCGCCUGCCGCGUUGAUCUCCUACA